AUCUCGCAGCGGCGACGACCAAUGGCGUGAGUGUGAAACGAGGACAACGCGUACCGAGAACCUCUCGCUUUAGUGGGGUUGUCAGUUCGUGCCCGCUCGUCUUAUACACCAGUCGUGAGAGCGACGUUGGUGCGUCGCGCGAAUCUUGAGAUGGCGAUGAGUUGCUUUCUUUGCGAACAACGCUCUGAAGACGCGAACGAGAUAUCAUUCCACGCUUUCCCUGAGAACGAGAAUCGUCGGAAAAGUUGGCUGGACGCGAUUGGCAAAACUAAUACGGAAGUGCCCGCUGAAUCGUCACUGUGUUCGCGUCAUUUCUCACAAAGUUGUUUCACAGGCUCGAGCUUAAGGGACAAUGCUGUUCCGACUUUGCAACUGGAAGCAUAUUUUUCAGCGGAAGAAGGUCGAUCGCAGGAAGAAUCGGAAACCGAAUUAUCUGUUCCAAUCACGAGACCGACUGUCUCAAAAGGACGGCGUAUUCACAUGUUGUCGGAUGAGGAGAUGAAGGAGAUGCAGCCGAUCAAGUACGUGCGCUUUCUCAAGAGCGUCAACUGGGACGAGAUUUCCAAGGUACCGGCGGAGGCAAAGAUUGUCUGGGAGGUGGCGAUGGAGGAGUUAAAGGAAGACAACGAAAAGAUAAAACAUUUGCAGGCGCAUGCUCGUCAACUCAACGCGACCGUUUUAAAGCUAAAGAACGCGCUGAAAACGCGAAAGAAAAAUAAGACCAAAAAAUCUCAUUAAAUUAGGUUUACAAAUAAAUGUGUAUGUACAUUUGUAUAUACAAAUUUUUUUUUAUUUUUUUUAUUUAAAUUUUAUUUCUACUCGAUUAAUUCUGUAAAUUUUUUAGUUUUUGUAGUUCUGAAAUUCCUGAGAUUAAAGAAUAAUCUCGGGAAUAGGAAUAACCUAGAUAUAUUUUUAAUAAUAUAAAGUCCUCUUUAUGAAUUAAAAUAUAAUUUUCCACACAACCUUCAUUAUUUUUUUACAAUUUUCAUUUGAUUAAAAUUUAAUUUUGUAAGAUUAAAAUGAAAUUUUUCUAAAGUUUGAAAAUGUGUUGGCAGUAAUUAUAUUAACUUAUAAAUUUACAGCAUCUCUCUGUAUGAGAAAGAGAAAGAGAGAGAGAGAGAGAGAAAUAUUCAUUUUCCGUUAGAUAUUAAAAUGAAAUUGCGUUUUUUUCCAUUUCGCCUCUUAGAUUUAUUUUCGGAACGAUCGAUUCAUUUGCGAUUCAAUCGCGUACGAGAAUAGGGAGGUGAAACAUUCGAACCGGCUCACUCGGAUGAGGAAGUAGCGUAAUUACGCGUCGCACGAAUAAGAUACACAGUUCUCCCUUUCUCCCUAUUAUGGCGAACAAGCCUAGGCUGGCUGGUUGUCGCUGUUUGCAUUCGACAAUGCGACUGCACAACCAGACGGCGCGCCGCAACGAAAGCAAAUGCGCUCGUCGAUGGCGGGACCCUUUCAGGGAAGACAAAUGCGAGCUCGCGCUUGCAUUUGCGCUCUCUUCUCCGCGUGACAGUGGUACGCGGUGCGCGUAAUACGUUUACCAUACAAAACCGAGGAAAAUAUACGGGACGAACUAAACUAGGAACGGGAGGAUGAAAACGAGGAACGAUGUGCGAGCGAGAUCGCUGUACGAAGGAUGAAAGCGGAGCACUUUUUGCUAUCUUUUAUGAUGCGUUAUUUAUAGAUCUAUGUACUUAGUUAAUAUUAUUAAAAUAAUAAUAAUGCGUAGAAGAUGUAAUUACUAAGUCGUAAUUUACGUAGAUUGUAAAGCAUUAAUUUAAUUUAAUUAAUUUAAUUAAUUUAUAUAAAUUGAAAUUAUUUUAGAAUAGAGAUUAAAUCGUACACUUAAUUUUAUUAAAUUAUAAUAUUAACAUCGUAAUAAUUAAAAUCGC
Cataglyphis hispanica is the source of this 1886-nucleotide messenger RNA. RefSeq names its product THAP domain-containing protein 1-like. The transcript has 3 exons. The record is from RefSeq and is a predicted model, not a curated record. Gene Ontology annotation, molecular function: sequence-specific DNA binding. NCBI's taxonomy places the organism in Eukaryota, Metazoa, Arthropoda, Insecta, Hymenoptera, Formicidae. The coding region runs from base 151 to 738 and encodes 195 amino acids.